AUGGUCAGCGGUGCUGGGUCCUCAGACGGAGAGCUGUCGAGCAAGGCCGGGGACAGCCCCAGCAGGAAGCGGAGGCGGAUAUGCAGGCAUAUAUCAUCCGGUGAGCCACCUACAAUCGGUGAAAGCAAUGUAUCAGUUCCAGCACCAGCUGUUGAGAGACGGACACCCAGACACCACUACCCUCCUAGACGCCGCGUUCGUUACAUGAGCGGCGGCAACGGGCCGGUGUGCACCCACCAGCGGUUGAUGGAGCACACACCACACCCUCAACACCCGCAGCAUCCCCACCCCGCGCACCUCACUCACCCCGCACACUCUACGCCCGUGCUCCUAGAUAUUAAUCAGAUGUCACUGCGCGGUGCGCGGUUGAACGCGCUCGGGGGAAGCGUAGCGUGGUCACACCACGCGCACCAUUCCCAUCCCCAUGCACACCACGCGCAUCCACACCAUGCGCAUGCGCAUAGGGACCACCCACAACGGACACAGGUGGCGAGUUUAAGUGGCGCCGAGAUGUGGCCGGCCGUUCUGCCCGCGCUGCCUCACGCGCUCCGCUAUCAGAUGGGCGGCGUGUACGCCGGUCUUCAGUACCACGGCAGUUUCGCGCCGCCGCACCCUCCGCCCCGCGGUCCGUUCGCCUCUCCGCCGCAUCCGCACACACACUACAUCGCCAACUCGCAGCGUGCGGAAAGCGGACGUCUAGAUAUGUUAGGCGGCGGUGAGGGUACUCUGUCACCGCUGCAAGCCACGCCCGAUCUUCAUCAUGCUCCGCUCUUAUUGGCCACUGAGGCUCAGAGGGCACCCAUUGAACUGAUGGCGUCACAUCACGCGAGACACCCUCUGUCGCACCACCACCAUCAACGUCGCAGCGGCGGUGUGGCGCACGCGCACGCGCACGCACACGCGCAUGCGCACGCCGGCGUCGGGGUGGGCGUGAACGUGGUGGGGGCCGGUUCAAGGGGGAGACCGUACGUGCGCACUGCGCCGCGGUGGACUCCACACCCACAUCCACAUCCCGUUCACCAUAUACACGCUCAGGGUGGAGGCGGCCUCGUAAACGCAUUACCGCAACUGCACGUCGCGUCGCAGCUGUCAUUGCCGCCCCCACCACCCACUUAUCAGGUGUUCCUCAAUCUGCUGGCAAUGUUCCCCCUGUCCCCCUACGGAGAGGCGCGGGGCGAGGACGGGGCUGAUUCCCCAGAGACGGAGAACUACGAGGCGCUGCUGUCGCUCGCGGAGCGCCUGGGCGAGGCGAAGCCCCGGGGGCUGGCGCGGCACGAGAUCGACCUGCUGCCCAGCUAUAAGUACUGCGAGCAGACACACCAAGGCGAGCAGACGUCGUGCGUGGUGUGCAUGUGUGAGUUCGAGGCGAGGCAGACGCUGCGCGUGCUGCCGUGUGCGCACGAAUUCCACGCGAAGUGCGUCGACAAAUGGCUAAGGUCGAAUCGAACGUGCCCCAUAUGCCGCGGCAACGCGUCCGAAUACUUCAACAACUCGGAGUGA
This is a messenger RNA of Leptosia nina, 1500 nucleotides long. Lineage: Eukaryota; Metazoa; Arthropoda; Insecta; Lepidoptera; Pieridae. The record is from the annotation of a GenBank genome assembly.